Messenger RNA from Marchantia polymorpha subsp. ruderalis, 606 nucleotides. The record is from the annotation of a GenBank genome assembly. NCBI's taxonomy places the organism in Eukaryota, Viridiplantae, Streptophyta, Marchantiopsida, Marchantiales, Marchantiaceae.
GUGUCGAGCUCAAGUAAGCAUCUCUCAUUCAGCACCAGCAGCUUCUUCCUCCCUCACUCAUUCGCACAUCCUUCGUCCGUUUCACCUCCACUCAUCACCAUGUCGAGCUGCGACUGUGACAGGAAGACCAGCAAUGGAGGAAACUGCGACUCCAGCUGCAAGGAGUGCGAGCCAACUUUCGUCUUCGAAACCAGCUCAAGCCCCAAGAUGGUCUACAGCCCGGUAGUGUUCACUUCCAAGGCAGCAGGAGUGGAAUCCGUCGUGGCUUUCUCAACUGACAUCGGGCAGUAAUAUGGAAGGUUCUCAGCUGUGGGCAUGCGAGAGGAGAUCACAAGUUGCAGAUCCUUAUAAAAUGCUCCGCAAAGUUGAUGCUCAAUUGCAUUAGUGGUCGGAACCAAAGGAGCAACCGAAUGUUCUGGUUUGUAAAGAUAAUCCGUGGCAUGUAGGCCAUUUAAAAAUAGCAACCGGAUAUUCUGGUCUGUAGAGGUAAUCUGUGGUACGUAGGCUAUCCUGAAUUUGUGAUCCGAGCACAAAGCGCGCCUGAUUUGUGAUAAAUAAUUGUAAAGCUGUACUUUUAUCUGUAACUGAUCAUCUCGCAUCCUAGGA